Bufo bufo (common toad) is the source of this 1079-nucleotide messenger RNA. RefSeq names its product cytokine like 1 (gene CYTL1). NCBI's taxonomy places the organism in Eukaryota, Metazoa, Chordata, Amphibia, Anura, Bufonidae. The transcript has 4 exons. Gene Ontology annotation, biological process: positive regulation of transcription by RNA polymerase II. Bases 62 to 460 code for a protein of 132 amino acids. The record is from RefSeq and is a predicted model, not a curated record.
UUGAUUUAGAAACCUCGGCCGGAGCCAUUAGCAGCUCUCUGCUGACAAUCUGCAAACAGUAAUGAAGCUUUUGCUGACUUUCUUAGCACUUAAUAUAUUCUUCCUUUUCACCUCCUCUUCUCCCCCGACAUGCUAUUCAAGAGUUGUAACCCUGAGCCGGGAAAUCACUGAGUCUUUUCAAACCUUGCAGAGGAUUUUGCCAGCUGGGCAGUGUAAAGAGUCUCUACCCACGCUUUAUCUGGAUAUACAUAAUUCCUGUGUGAUGAUAAAGCUGCGCUCUUUUAUCUCCACACCUAAUUGUGGAAGGUUUCCAAGAGUGACCGCCUUAAAGAAGAAAGUGAGAAAUUUAUAUAACAUCAUGAACUCAGUCUGCAAACGAGACUUGGUCUUCUUCAUUGACGACUGUGAUGCACUUGAAAAUCUGCCAUCUACUACUCCUAUGCCAUUCAACUCAAGAUAAAAUAUGAAUUCAAAUACCCCUACGUGUCUGUAGUUUGGAGACAAGGAAAUCAUAAAAAAAUACUCCCAACUCGACGAUUGGAAAAAUCAUUCCUAUCCAAUAAGUUUCUUGAGGUAGUAUUGUUUCUUCAGGUGUAAGCUGCGUUCUUCCAACACAAUGUAAUCCACUAUGGCUCCUUUUCCAUGGGCAGAGUGAUGCGCUGCUGACAAGCUAUGAUUUUAAAGGAAGUUUCCAGGAUUACUAUGGUUUUUAGCAGAUAUGCUCAUGUACAUCUUCCCCAUACUUUUCUUUUUUAGUUUGUACUCUCUCCUUCUUUUCACCAUGUAAACCAAUCACUCUUGUUUGUUUCCAUCCCGUAUGUAGCACUUCCUGUUCCUGUAUCCAACCAAACCCAUGAUGCACUUCUCCUUCCUCUGCCACUGCUCCGGCACCGCCCCUAACAACGCCCAGCUAGUUUAUAGCUCCUCCCACUCAGCUACUUACACAGACCGUCUCCUAUCACUGACACACCCAUGGCCAUGACAUAACAGGAAAUAAGAAAAAGAUGCAUGGACAUGGUCAUGUGGCCACAGCCAAAAAUGGAAGAUUGGAGCAUUUACAGUACAUUACAAAGCUACAG